AUGGCCUGGCUCACUUCUAACCACCAAGCUGCCGAAGCCAAAGAGUAUCUCGAAACCAAUGCGGUCGAAAUCACGAAUCACUUCAGGGUUUACGUCACAGACUUUGAGAGCUUCAAAGUCUUUAUAACUAAUAAAGAAGCAUAUCUUGUGAUCAUCCUUCGUGAGAGCUGCGCGAUCACUAGUGUAAGAGACCUCAAAGAGGAUGUGGAGUUGGCUUUAACAAGCUGGGACCAUUUUCCAGGCGAAGAUGCCAACAUAACCUUGAAAGAAAUAGUUUCAUAUUUGAUAGUCAAGAAGGAUAGCGCUUCUUGGUGGGGCUACGAAUGGAUAUCGUUUCCUGAACCCUCGGUUAGGACGGGUUAUGAGUUUUUGCUAGCUUAG
Messenger RNA from Annulohypoxylon truncatum, 381 nucleotides. RefSeq lists its product as uncharacterized. The transcript has a single exon. Bases 1 to 381 code for a protein of 126 amino acids. Lineage: Eukaryota; Fungi; Ascomycota; Sordariomycetes; Xylariales; Hypoxylaceae. The record is from RefSeq and is a predicted model, not a curated record.